GUCACCUUUAAACCGCCAUAGCCAAAACCUUAUAGAAAGUGAGAAAUGGCGCAGGCGGGAAAAUGCAAGAGAAAGCGGCCGGAAAUUCAACCGGCGAUGAACGUCGGCGACGGCGAAGAGAAGACGAUACCGGUUGACCUGUCCGAUUUCGAUUCUAUCAAGAGAUUAAAAGUUGAAAACGAUGUUGAUCGACCUGUAAACGACGAAUAUUCAUUGAAUUCUUCUUCAGAUUCCGAAGAAUUCUCAUUAUCUACCUCUCGCAAUGUCAAAUCUGAUCAACAACAUCAAUAUCUUCUAAUGUAUCGUCGUGGAUUGAACAAUCAGAAGGUCAAGUUUUACAGUAACGGUUACGCGAGAGAGAUUAAUAAUGGAGAUGCUAUCAAUGGUGACGGUUUCAUCAGAGAGAUUAGGAUUAGUACUCCUCCGUUGAGCGAGAUUAUGGAUUCAUCAUCAUCACAGAAAUCCAGAAAAUCUGCUCUGAAUUUGAGAACGCAACCAACAGCGGCUGAAAUCGAUGAGUUUUUCUCUGUAGCUGAAAAGGAGGAUCGUACAAGGUUCAUAAACAAGUACAAUUUCGAUGUGGUGAAAGACAUACCUCUGGCAGGAAAGUACGAAUGGGUUCAAAUAAAGCCAUAGUUAUAGCUAGUUAACUUCUUUUUCUGUAUAAAAUUAACUCUUUUCAUUAUUGGGUUUGAGUAAUGGUGAAGAAGGUUCUUGAUUUGGUAAUGGUAUAAACUAUAAACAGCUGAUGAUUGAUGAUCUAGAUCAAUAAUUUUACACUCCAUUUUAGAUUCUUCAUCUUCUUUACAAGGUAGCAUCUAUGUAGAUUCUAGACUAUAUUUCUCAGACUCACUGACUACUGAGUGACAGUGAGUGGUCCAGAAUGGGCCUUUAAUCUGAAAUAGUCUGUACAUGGAAAAAGUGCACUUUGUUCAAGCUUCUAUUACCUUCUUCUUUUUACAGAC
Molecule: messenger RNA, 965 nt
Organism: Impatiens glandulifera
Lineage: Eukaryota; Viridiplantae; Streptophyta; Magnoliopsida; Ericales; Balsaminaceae
Product: cyclin-dependent kinase inhibitor 7-like
Exons: 4
Coding region: 46-636 (196 amino acids)
Biological process (GO): negative regulation of cyclin-dependent protein serine/threonine kinase activity
Cellular component (GO): nucleus
Molecular function (GO): cyclin-dependent protein serine/threonine kinase inhibitor activity
Source: RefSeq, a predicted model, not a curated record